AUGCGUGGGUUGACUUUGAUAACAACAGGCCUGGGCCUGCUACGUCCAGCUAUUGCCAUCCUUGUAGCAGAAAAUUCGCCCUGCGGAACGGUAUGCGGCAAUGUCCUCGACUCGACUACCAGCGACGAUGUUGUCUGCCAUGAGGGCGACUAUGAUAGCGGCUCAGGCAUUGUGUUUCAACAAUGCCUCACAUGCGAACAAAGCAGUGACUACCGCACAAAGAAUAAUGAAACAGACCAGCAUUACUUCCUUUACAACUUACGUUACGCUACUUCAUAUUGUUUGUUUGGAAUCCCCGAUAAUAAAAACACCAUCAACACACCUUGUCUGACUUCAAAAGCCUGCGGGCCUUUCCGCGACUCCAUAAUCUAUAACAAUCUGACUGCAGAGGUUGAUGGUUAUGACUAUUGCGAUACUUGGCCUGUGCACGACACGGCCGACUUUCUUGGAUGCACAGAAUGUCUUCAAGCAGGAGACAAUCACUUCAUCUCAAACUUCAUCACAGUUCUUCAAGCUGGAUGUGAACAAAAGCCUGAACCUGGCACGCUUGUCUCUACAGACGGAAGCAUAUUCUCGAGAGACAAUGUCAACAUCACUGCGCCAUCACCAGUCGCUUCCCUAGACCCGGACUGGCUUGAUCAGGGCCCUCUUAGUUUGGGAGCCAAAGUCGGCAUCGCCGCUGGAGGCCUAGCCUUGAUACUAUUCAUUCUUGGAUUCUGCAUCAUUUGGCGAGGUAGAAGACGCAGAAGGGCGUUUCUUAGCAAGCUUGAGACAAAACAGGCUAACUCCUGGCCGACUCCGCUUACUAUUCCCCGAGAAACUCGAGAGACACGCGAUACCCCUCUCAGCCAGAAGCCGCUCAGGAGUUGGGAUGAGUCGCCAGUCAGUGUCCGAUCCGAGCAAUUGUUCCCACCGCAUCAUGUCUCGCCCUAUGCUUCGCAGUACAGCAGCCCUGUAAGCGCAACAGAACUGAAGCUCGCCCACUGGCCGGUAAUGGCACCCAACCAGCAGACGACUACGGCAAUUCAUAACCAAACACCAUUCCCGCCCAUGUUCCCGUCAAUGUAUCAGCCGGAUCCAACCAGCUCUCAGAUAGGGGUUGCUCUGGGUGGGGAUGACUCGUCCAUCAACUCAGGCAACUCCAAAGGCAAAGGGCACCGCACAGAGGAGUACGAGAUGACUCCAGUGGAUAACCCGCAUGCGGGCAUAGGGAUCUAUCAGCCCGACCCUUAUCGAACCGGCGAAUCCAGUACAUCUGUUCCACGGGCAGGAUACUUCCCAGAAGGAAUUUCGUAUGUAAAUCAGGCGUACGGUUAUCCGAACUCGAGUUACGGGGAUCGUGAUGACCAUCAGCAGGGACGCUACCCCUAA
This is a messenger RNA of Fusarium coffeatum, 1371 nucleotides long. RefSeq lists its product as uncharacterized. The transcript is spliced from 4 exons. NCBI's taxonomy places the organism in Eukaryota, Fungi, Ascomycota, Sordariomycetes, Hypocreales, Nectriaceae. The record is from RefSeq and is a predicted model, not a curated record. Bases 1 to 1371 code for a protein of 456 amino acids.